AUGUCCAUCACAGACAUUGAUGGAGACGGAGAGGAGUCAGAGGUGGCAACAGACAAUGACAAUCUCACAUAUGAAGUGUCGUACUCCCGCAACUACUGGGAGGAUGAGGACGACAUCUACCAAGAGUUUGAGGAGUUGGACUUUGAUUCUCUGCCGGACCACUCUGACACCCGGAGCAUUGUGUCGGAUGAUUCCUUCUAUCCCCCAGAGUGUGCGGACAGGACAGGGCUGGCCCGCGCCGCCAGCCCAGACAGUCCAGAGCCCAUGUCCUUCUACAAGGCCUGCUGCAACAACAACGCCAUCAUCGUUAAGAUCAUGAUCCGCCAGGGAGUGAGCGAGGAGGAGGUGGCUGAGGCAGACAAGAACAGGAGUAGUGGCCUUAUGGCAGCGUGUUACCAUGGUUACAUCGAUGUGGUCAUGGCCCUGUCGCAGUGCCCGUAUCUGGACGUGAACUGGCAGGACAAGGAGGGCAACACGGCGCUCAUCACUGCAGCACAAGCAGGUCAUGCUUUCAUCACUAACUUCUUGCUGAACUACUUCCCUGGUCUGGACAUCGAGCGGAGGAACUGUCACGGCUUCACGGCUCUGAUGAAAGCAGCCAUGCAGGGCCGUGCCGAGUGUGUCCGAGCCCUCAUGCUGGCAGGGGCGGAUGUCCAAGCUCGGGAUAAUGGGCGUGGCCUGACCCCUCGGGAAUGGGCUUUGUUCACUGGACGACAUGACACAGCACAUCUCAUGACCUUGUUAAUGGCCCGGCCCUGUGCAGAGCAGUUCUGUGACACCUUCUCUCUGGAGUGGCCCUUGUUAGAGGAGCUGGUGGUUGAGGCAGAAAAGCCAAAACCCUGUUGGAAGCGUGUACUGAGCCUCUUCAGCUGCUGCCCUUAUAAGUUCUACGUGAUCAAUAAGAUCUCUCCGGUGGACGAUGGUGUCCUGGAGCACAUGGUGCGUGUCACCACCAGUAUCUGCAGCCCGCUCAUCGCCACAGCUGCCCACACCGUGAGCCCUGGGAGCCCUCCCCGCAUAGGCAGGAGGAGACAUGCGGUGCAGGAGAUCCUGAGGAGGAGGCGUCUGGCUGAGCUCAAGAACCUUGGUCCUGAGAGGCUGAACCACUACAAGAGGUUCUUCCAGAACUCCAGGGUGCAGCUGAUCCCUCGUGCCACUGACCGCAGGGCCAGUCUGCAGCCACAGAUCCUGAGCGACGUGGCUGCUGCUGCCUCCUCCAUGGCCAUGAGGAGGGCCAGUCUGCUGCCCCUGCACCUGCUGCGCAGAGCCAGUGUGCGGCCCGGCCUCAUCAUCCCCAAAGUGCGCCUCUGCAAAGCCUCCAACCCCAACUACAAACCUGACAAAGUCCGCAAGAGCCGCAACAGGAACCACCUCCAGUUGCCCAAGUGGGAAUAUAAGAUGAAGAAGAUAGAGAGGAAACAGGAAGAGGAGCGAAAGAAACUCCACAUAAAACGCAGUUAA
Molecule: messenger RNA, 1461 nt
Organism: Knipowitschia caucasica
Lineage: Eukaryota; Metazoa; Chordata; Actinopteri; Gobiiformes; Gobiidae
Source: the annotation of a GenBank genome assembly